Mercurialis annua (annual mercury) is the source of this 2759-nucleotide messenger RNA. RefSeq names its product acyl-CoA-binding domain-containing protein 4. The record is from RefSeq and is a predicted model, not a curated record. The coding region runs from base 396 to 2537 and encodes 713 amino acids. The transcript has 17 exons. Gene Ontology annotation, molecular function: protein binding. Lineage: Eukaryota; Viridiplantae; Streptophyta; Magnoliopsida; Malpighiales; Euphorbiaceae.
UCAUAAAAACAUAAUCUUUAACUGAACCAGAAUCACCAAACAAAAAGCUAAUAAGUACAUAGCCAACAAUUUUGUUUUUGGCCCUUUUCACUCAUAGCCAGCUCACUCAUAAUAGAAAGAACCAGCAACCCUUUCGCUUAAAAGAUUUCAGCUUUCUUUUUCUGUAUUCUUUUUCUUGGAUCAGAUAGCUUAACCCAACUCCGAUCACACAUUGUAUUAUUACAACCUUUCUACCACUUUUAUUUUCUUUCAACAAUCUAAAGUCUUCUUCUUUUUAGUUGCCAGCAAUCAGACAUUAUUUGGGUCCACUCUUGUUUUUCUGUCACAUGACUUUUUGAUAAGGAUGCUCAUAACUUGGGAAAUUGUGGGUUGUUUGAAGUUUUGAUUCAAGCAAAAUGUUUAGUUUCUCUGGUAGACGUAUGAAGCUUGGAAGAGUGAAGAAGGUUCAACUUUCGGAUUCAACGCUUGUGACUAGAAGUCCGAUAAGACCCCAGAAACGAACUAACAAUUCGAAUAGUGAAGGUGUUGCUGCUACAACUAGUAUUUCUGAUGAGCUUGAUUGUCCGUGUUCCUCUGCUCCACCUGAAGUUAAUAGCUCUACUACGUCGGCGAAUUCUGAAAAUUGGAUGGUGUUGUCCAUUUCUGGAGACAAACCUGCUCCUCGUUUCAAUCAUGCAGCGACUGUCAUAGGCAACAAGAUGAUUGUGGUCGGUGGAGAAUCUGGAAAUGGAUUAUUAGAUGAUGUACAGGUGCUCAAUUUUGACCAUUUCACUUGGACCACAAUUUCAUCGAAGCUCUACUUGUCACCCAGCAGCUUACCAUUGAAAAUCCCUGCAUGCAAGGGCCACAGUUUGGUUGCAUGGGGGAAGAAGGCUCUUCUAGUUGGAGGUAAAACCGAUCCUGCAAGUGAUAGGAUUUCAGUAUGGGCAUUUGAUACAGAAUCAGAAUGUUGGUCUCUUUUGGAAGCAAAGGGAGAUGUUCCGGUUUCUCGCAGUGGUCAUACAGUUGUCAGGGCAAGCUCCGUUCUAAUUUUGUUCGGCGGUGAAGAUGCUAAAAGAAGAAAACUAAAUGAUCUGCAUAUGUUUGACCUAAAGUCGUUUACAUGGCUCCCUCUGCAUUGCACUGGAACAGGACCAUCUCCAAGAUGUAACCAUGUGGCUGCUCUUUACGAUGACAAAAUGCUUUAUAUCUUUGGAGGAACGUCAAAGUCCCGGAGUUUGAAUGACUUGUAUUCACUUGACUUCGAAACGAUGGUAUGGUCAAAAAUAAAGAUCAGAGGAUUCCAUCCGUCUCCUAGAGCCGGUUGUUGUGGAGUGUUAUGUGGAACUAAAUGGUACAUAGCAGGAGGCGGAAGCAGAAAAAAGCGGCAUUCUGAAACUCUGAUUUUCGAUAUAUUGAAAGUGGAAUGGUCCGUUGCUUUUGCUUCAUCUCCGUCUUCUAUCACAGUUAACAAGGGAUUUAGCCUGGUGCUUGUACAACACAAAGAGAAAGAUUUUCUUGUUGCAUUUGGAGGAUUGAAAAAGGAGCCAUCGAAUCAGGUUGAAGUUAUGGGCAUGGAUAAGAAUGAAUCAUCCAUGAGUCGACAAUCUGCUGCUAGUAAAGGUGCUGGACCUUUGUUUGGAAAGCGCUCAUCAUCAGCAGCGCUGGCUGUACAACUUAGUACCGGUUCCUCCCAGCGUUCAGUUGAUUCUCUUGCAAGACAACAUUUGGUAUCUGCAGAUGAGCACCAUGGUUCCGGUAGAAAAUCUUUGUCAGAACCGCUUGUUGAUCCAAAUUCUGUUUCUGGUAAUGUCUCAUUGCGCAAGCAAUUUCACGCGGAAGAACAUAGCACCAAUAUUAAGACCGCAAAGAGUUUAGAGGAUGGAACUUUUUCAUCACCCGCAAUGGAACACAAAAGAAAUCAAUCUGAUACAUCAACUCAGACUACCAUUUCUAUAGGUAAAAUUAUUGCGGAGGAGACAUCUUGUGUUGACUCUGACAGUUCAAACUCCCAAAACCAAGGAAUCGUAAACCGUGCAGGUGAUAAUGAGGACGUGGCAGUACCAGAAUGUGAUGGUGCUACAGGAGGGGCAUAUUCAAGUGUAUAUCAAUUAUAUGAAACUAAAAUAGCUUCGGUAAUAAGAAAGAACGGAAAUCUAGAAGCACAACUGGCAGCUGCACUGGCAAGUCGAGAAGGUGCAGAGAAAAAUCUCUCGUCGGUUCUGAAGAGUAAACAAGAGAUAGAGAGAAAGUUGACGGACACAGUGAGAGAGAUGGAGUUGCUAAGAGAGAAGCUAGCCGGAGUAGAAUUAGCUCAAGAAGAGGCUAAUAGCUUGUCAAACAUUGUCCACUCUGACAAUGUAAGGCUCGAGCAUGAUGUGGCUUUUCUCAAGGCAGUUUUGGAUGACACACAGAAGGAGCUACAUUCUACCCGAGGCGUCCUUGCUGGGGAAAGAGCAAGAGCGUUCCAACUACAGGUUGAAGUUUUUCAUCUGAAACAAAGAUUACAAUCCAUGGAAAACCGAGUUCCCACACCAAGGAAACCGUUCAAUGUCUAGUGAGGAAAAACUAUUUUUGGGGAGGUCGUAAUGACAUGAAAUGUUAGACAACAGUCUAUUAUCAGAGCAAAGAACGCACAAAUGGAUUGCUUAACACCUCGAGGCUCUAUUUUGAUACUAGCCUCUAAAUGUUAUUAUCAUGUACAUACUUGAACCAAAUGUUACAUCUACAUGUAUGUUUAGUUGCUAAAUAAUAAUUUUUUUCUAGAAUUUUGGAGAUAA